AUGGUUUCCGACUCCACUUUUUCAUAUGUGCACAUGGACAGUCAAGUCUCUGUGCUGUUUGUAGAAGCUUGGGAGAAUCAAAAGUUACGAUGGGACGAUGUUGAAUUUCCUAACGGGGAAGCCGUGGAACAACACGAUAAUUUGCUUCAGCAGUUCCUUUCGCAAAAUGAAGAGACAGACACUGAUCUUACAGUUAUGAACAGCAGCAAUCCUAUGUUUAAUGCAUCGUAUGCCAACAGGGUGAAACAAAAAAGCAGAAAGCUUAAUUGGAAGGACAUGGAUUUGAACGCGUUCAGCUCCAAAAAUAACAAAAAGAACCAGAUACAUGAUCUGACGAUAUUGAACAAGCCAAACUUGGGUAGAUAUCCAAGCAAUAAUGACAUGGACACUUUUUUAGGACUGGCAGAGCGUGCAGAGCUUGGGAUAUCAGACAAUGGCAUAAAUGAGGACACCAUAGCUAACGAUCGAAUAAUACGUCAAUUUAGCAUGAACUCGGAUGAGGAACUGGAUUUUGACAACGACAGUGCAGUCACCAAUAGAAAGCUGUCCAACCCUGAUGUAUCAAGGAGCUUUUCGUAUCAAUAUGCCACUCCAACCCUCAACAACAAGUCUAGCAUUCAUAAUUUCCAGGGAUCUUCACAUAGAACCUUGUCCCAACAAAAAAGACAAGUAAGUGAUAACUCUACAAGAAAUAUUAGCUAUAAUACCCCCGGUCACCGCAAUAUUCGCUAG
Messenger RNA from Pichia membranifaciens NRRL Y-2026, 732 nucleotides. RefSeq lists its product as hypothetical. NCBI's taxonomy places the organism in Eukaryota, Fungi, Ascomycota, Pichiomycetes, Pichiales, Pichiaceae. Gene Ontology annotation, cellular component: anaphase-promoting complex. The coding region runs from base 1 to 732 and encodes 243 amino acids. The record is from RefSeq and is a predicted model, not a curated record. The transcript has a single exon.